GAUUGCGCCUCUCUCUCAGUCAUAAACCCCACCAUUUUCCCCUGCCCCCUUUUCUCUCUCUUCGCAGCUGUACUGUGCCUUCCGGCCGUGUGCCCUCUCUCCGCACCCGUGCCCUGACCCACUCCGCCUCUCCGCCAACUACACAGUCUCCGCCGCAGUCCGGCGUGGUCGGCCUCGGACUAGGUCUUGCGCACACGUCGCAUUCCACAUAACCCACUCUUCCCAUCCUAGAUCCCAUCCGCCGUCGCCAGGGGCUCUCUGUGCAUCCCACUCGCUCACCCCACCCCACUCGGCCGUCCACAACUGUUCGGCCAUUACGUGUCCUUGACUCGUCGUUGCGCGCCCAACGCAAAACCCAAUCGCUAUUCCGAGCCGAGCGUUCGCCACACAUCGGCUCCGACGCGACCGCCUUCGUGGAACCCGCUCGUUAGCUAGAUCUAUCCGCACCUCUAAUCGUCAUCCGGGUACACCUUGCCACCUCUACCCACCCACCUCCCUCCGAACCACCACCUGCCACCAUGAGCAAUAAGGGCCGUUCCACACCUCGCGUCGUCUGCUGCGCUAUACCCAUUGCCCGUGCCGCCGGCAAGGUCCUCGUCAUCACAAGUCGGAAACGGCCAAAUAACUGGGUCUUGCCCAAAGGAGGAUGGGAGCCAUCGGACGGGGUGCUAGAAGCAGCAGCCUCGCGGGAAGCCUUGGAAGAAGCUGGUGUACGCGGCAAAAUUACGCGUUUCGUGACGACGAUCCCCUCUGCGUCAUCGACGUACCACUUUUACGAGCUCGACGUCGCUGACCUCGAUGCCGAGUGGUUAGAGAGCAAGGAGAGAAGAAGGGAGUGGGUCGACUACGCAGAGGCGGUCAGGAGGUUAUCGUGGAAAGCCGAGCUCGCGCAAGGCUUGGCCCUUUCUACCCUCGCCCCUAAGCGGUGACCGCAGGUGAGCCCGGCGCGGUGGAUCGAAUAAGAGUUUGAUUGGAUGAUUUUUAUGCAGACGACACGUCGUGCGGUCUGAAGCACAAGGACCCAGCGGCUCCGAGCUGCUCAUCUCAAAAGUACUUCGCCGUCGGCCGGUCCUCUACCCGCACACCGACACAACAAUUCCAUGCGCGCCCGUCCUUGAAAGCACCCAUCCGUUUACGACGACCACACCUUUCGACAGACACUGACCAGUCCAAUUUCCGAUUGCUAUCGACCCGUACUCGAAUACGCAUACGUGUCCCAAUGUAGAGUUGCCUCAAUCUUCCCCACUACAAUAUGUUCGCUGCCCCAGCUCAUCGCGUCACAUGCCGAUCGUAGCAUCCCCCCUGCCGCAUCUCGCAUCCGUCAUGUGAACCAUCUUCCUACUGUACACGCCGACGCACAUAAUGCACCCAUAUACCUCGCUCUUGGCCCCGCAUCGCACUUGCUUUACCGCCAUCAUAAACAGGGCGUACAUGAUAUCGGUUCGCGUUCGCCAUGAGAGCAGCGUGUCUUUGUACAUUAGCCCCUCGGGUCGAGAGCACCCCCC
Molecule: messenger RNA, 1505 nt
Organism: Dichomitus squalens LYAD-421 SS1
Lineage: Eukaryota; Fungi; Basidiomycota; Agaricomycetes; Polyporales; Polyporaceae
Exons: 4
Coding region: 519-929 (136 amino acids)
Biological process (GO): adenosine 5'-(hexahydrogen pentaphosphate) catabolic process; diadenosine pentaphosphate catabolic process; diadenosine hexaphosphate catabolic process
Cellular component (GO): nucleus; cytoplasm
Molecular function (GO): diphosphoinositol-polyphosphate diphosphatase activity; bis(5'-adenosyl)-pentaphosphatase activity; bis(5'-adenosyl)-hexaphosphatase activity
Source: RefSeq, a predicted model, not a curated record